Molecule: messenger RNA, 1752 nt
Organism: Symbiodinium natans
Lineage: Eukaryota; Dinophyceae; Suessiales; Symbiodiniaceae
Source: the annotation of a GenBank genome assembly
AUGACGGACGAGGAGCCUGUGGGGCCCAUGAUGGCCCGUGGGGUCGGUGACCAGGCUUGCGACAGCUCCCGUGAAGAGUUCCGAUCUGAGCAAGAAGCCCAGGCGCCAGACGCGCGCGCUUCGGGAUGUUGGCACCAGUACCACAUCAAGCGUAAUGCUGGUAUUCUCGUCAUGCUGAUGGCCUGCUUGGGGGUACUUUCCUCCAGGAAGGCGGCUGGCCCACCUCCGGAUGCCGACCUCAUGCCCCGAGCAGCCUUGCGUGCCAUGCAGGCACAGAGCUCACAGGACGCCAGCCAUGAGAUCGAAGUGUGGCAGUCAGCCUUGCACACUGGGGACCGACUUGCGCCGAAGGCGCCCGGCUGGUUUGUGCCGGACUUUGAGUACCAAGGCAUCGAGCUGGAAGUGACGGAUGUGGCGGGGCAAGUCAUUGAAGGUUUCGGGGGCGCCUUCACCGAAGCAAGCGGCCUGGUUUUCAGGAAGCUGACCCCUGCGCAGCAGAGCACCUUCCUGAAAGACUACUUCAGCAGCGAGGGCCUGGGCUAUGUCAUGGGACGCACACAUAUCAACAGCUGCGACUUCUCGGUGAGCAGCUAUUCCUUCGAUGAUGUUGCCGGAGAUGUGGACUUGGAGAAGUUCGAUACCACGCUGGACAGAGACAUGAAGGCAUUGAUUCCCUUGAUCUUGGCGGCUCAGGCCGUGGUCAGGGCAGAAGGGCGCGAGUUGAAGAUGCUGGCCUCACCCUGGAGCCCACCCUCGUGGAUGAAGAAUCUAGCUUUCAACCCUGCAGCCGGCAUGGACCAUUCAGGGUCCCCGUGCCUGAAAGCAGACAUGCACGGCGUUUGGGCUCGCUACAUUUCGAAGUGGGUGACCUCUUACAAGGCACACAAGAUCCCCAUCUGGGCAGUCACCGUGCAAAACGAGCCUGAGAACAAUGCUACCUGGGAAGCUUGCCUCUGGACUGCUGCAGAAGAGGCGGCUUUCGUCGGUCAGCAUUUGGGUCCAGUUUUGAAGGAGGAGCAUCCGGAAGUGGAGGUGUUCGGCUUCGAUCACAACAAAGACCACGUACUUGCAUACGGGCGCACGUUACUCCAAGAUGGAGCUGCCUCCAAGUACCUCUCCGGCAUCGCAUACCAUUGGUAUGCGGGCGACGGCUUUGACCAGCUGAAGCAGCUCAAGGCCGAAUUCCCGAAGGCCAAGAUGCUACCCUCUGAGGCCACCUGGGAGGCUUACCGAUGGACACCAGGGACCAAGCUUUCGCAAGGCGACUGGCACUUCGGUGAAGGAUAUGCGCACGACAUCAUCGGAGACCUGAAUUCUGGUGCCAUUGCUUGGAUGGACUGGAAUCUCAUUUUGAACGAGACUGGUGGGCCCAACCAUGUCAACAACGUUUGUGAUGCAGCGAUGCAGGUCAACUUCUCCCGAGGAGAAGUUUACCGCCACCCGCAGUUCUACUACAUAGGUCACUUCUCCAAAUUCUUCCUUCCUGGAUCUGUUCAUUUGACGUCAUACACGCGGAAGAGUCCAACUUAUCAAGGCCCCCCGCGCCCAUACGGGACCUGCACAGGGCAGGAUGGACUCGAAGCAACCGCGGGUCGGACACCAACGGGUCAGGUGGUGGUGGUUGUUCUCAAUUGCGGCGAUACAGACUUGGAGUUCAAGCUCAAGUAUGCAGUUUCUGCACAGAAGUUUGUGAUCCCGGCUCAUGCUAUUCAGACAUACCGCUUUGACGCGGAUGCAAAGAUGUCAAUGUAA